AUGGCGAAAGACAGCCGAAAACUGAAGAAGAAGCGAAGGGUAUCCUUCAGCCUUCCUGAAGCCGAAGAAAAACAUGAAGACUCCCCCAAAGUCCAAGUUUCUAUUCACGACGAAGCCUCUUACGAUGACGAAGUGGAGACGAUGGAUGUUGAAGGCAGCAACGGACUAGCAAAAACAGAUAGCUCUGAUGAAAGCUCUGACGAAGCCGCGUCGCACGAGUCGGAGGCCGAGUCCGAUGCCGAGAUGACCGCUCCCCGCGAAGCAAACGGGCGACCGAAACAAUCCGAAUCUGACUCCGAGUCUGCCUCCGAUUCUGACGAUUGCGCGUCCAAUUCUGACGAGAACGUGUCCAGCUCAGACUCAGCAGAUGAAAGCACGUCCGAAGAUGAAAACGACGAGGCAGACACUCCGCAAAAUGACCCCGAGGCGGGGCAGGCUCCCCCCUCAGUGUCUUCUUUCGGUGAGAUGUCUUUGGACCCGCGCGUGGAGCGUGCAAUCGAGCGCGUGGGCUGGCGCAAGCCGACACCGGUGCAAUCAGCUGUCGUGCCGGCUGCGCUCUCGGGGCGGGACGUGUUGGUCAGCGCGCCGACUGGCUCGGGCAAGACCGGCGCGUACGCGAUUCCGAUCGUGCAGCAUAUCUGUAGGGCGAAGAGCUUAGAACGGUCCGGAACGAAGGUCGUUGUGUUGGUGCCCACGAGGGAACUUGUGCACCAGGUGACCGGGGUGCUCAAGGCGCUCUGCAGGUACAUCGGGGGUGUGCAGGUCGCAGCGGUUAUGAGUCGGAAAAAAGGGAAUACGAAGAAGAAUCAGGGGGCCAAAGGAGGUCCGGCGAAGCAGGCGCACGGCCAACAAGCUAGUGAGGCACUGACUUUCACUCAAUCCGCAGAUAUUAUGGUCGGUACGCCUGCAUCUAUUGUGAAUGCAGCUGGUACGGAACAGAAGAGCGCGCUGAGCGAAGUGCAGUUCGUGGUCGUGGAUGAAGCGGACCUAGUGCUCAGCUACGGCUACGAGAGUGACGCCAAAGCGGCGCUGGCGAAAAUCCCGCCGACUGCACAAUCAAUGUUGCUGAGUGCUACGCUUGAAGCGGAUGGUAUGGCCAGCUUUCGGAAAGUCGUUCUUCGUCGUCCGCUGACCAUUAAGGUGACCACGGACGGCGACAUGAAAGAUGGAGAUCCCACAGGAGCUUCGCACUAUUUCGCGCGCCUCAAGAACCACAAGGACCGCUACCUCGUCGCAUACGCUAUGCUGCGGUUGAACGUCGUAUGUGGAAAAGUACUGUUGUUUGUGAAUCAUGUCAACUCUGCGUUUCGGCUCAAGCUGUUCUUAGAUCAGUUCAAAGUGAAGAGUGCAGUCCUCAAUUCCGAGCUUCCUGCCAACUCAAGGAUGCACUGCGUCUCGCAGUUCAACGCCGGUGUUUUUGAUAUUCUGAUCGCGACGGACGAGUCGAAGGACGAUGAGGCAUUGGUCGGGAAAAAAAAGAAAAGUGGCUCGAAAAAGACAGAUUGCAAGAAGCGCAAGGUCGAUGCGGACGAGGAAUUUGGAUUGUCACGCGGUGUCGACUUUCAAGAUGUCGCUGCUGUUUUCAACUUUGAUGUCCCGGAAACGGUCGCUAGCUACACACACCGUGCUGGUCGAACGGCUCGGGCUGGGAGGUCUGGCACGGUGAUGUCCCUAGUAUGUUCAGACAAGGACCAGAGCCGCGUUGCGGAAAUGGGGCGAGAGCUUGGGGUGCAUAUCGGACCGCUCGCGUUCCGAAUGGACCAAAUCGAAGCGUUCCGGUAUCGCGUAGAGGACUGUCUUCGUAUGGUUACGGAUGCCGCUGUGAAUGGAGCGCGCUUGGCAGACGUACAGCGGGAAAUUGUGAACUCUGAACAUCUGCAAGACUACUUUGAAGACAAUCCUCAAGACCUUGAUGCACUGCGGCACACUCUGAGUCUAGCUAAAAACAUCCCUGAGCAUCUUGCGCACAUUCCGUCAUACUUGCUACCAGUGGCGCUCCGAGGCAGCGUGACGAAGGACCCACGCGGGUCCAAGUUUCGAACGAAGAGGAAGAGAGGUCCAUCGAAACGGUCACUGAAGAAGAAGAGCGCUGGGGAUCCCUUGAAGACGUUUUCGAACAAGGGGCUAGCGGGAAGUUCUCGUCAGCGGUUCCAAGAAAGACACGGAAUUAAGAAGAGGCAAAAGAGCAACCCGGGACAGAUGAUGAAGAAGCGGAGACGAGUAUAUUGACGAAAUAGAGGUGUGUGAGGACUAGAUAUGGAGUGUGUUCAAGUUUAGUUAUGCGCCUCUCGCUGAGGUAUUGUUUUGUGUUUGUGUAGAAGUGAGAGUGUUUGUAAAGAACCGAGGCAACGUUGGACGCGAGACCACCGACUAGUUGGAUGUUGUGGCUUUGGUUGGCAAACUUGGUCAAGUGUAGCUCGCCCCCGAUCAUGUGGUAAAAGAAGGACACCAUGCGUGGUCACGAAGCGUAAG
Chondrus crispus (carragheen) is the source of this 2472-nucleotide messenger RNA. RefSeq lists its product as hypothetical. The transcript is spliced from 2 exons. NCBI's taxonomy places the organism in Eukaryota, Rhodophyta, Florideophyceae, Gigartinales, Gigartinaceae. Bases 1 to 2229 code for a protein of 742 amino acids. Gene Ontology annotation, cellular component: nucleolus. Gene Ontology annotation, molecular function: RNA helicase activity; ATP binding; nucleic acid binding. The record is from RefSeq and is a predicted model, not a curated record.